AUGAAAGAGAAUGAAUGCGGCGAGAAAACGCGCGUUUUGGUGGUUGGCGGUACGGGGUCGUUAGGGAGGAGGAUCGUAACGGCAUGUUUGGCUGAGGGACACGAGACUUACGUUCUGCAGCGGCCGGAGAUCGGAGUGGACAUCGAGAAGGUGCAGCUCCUUUACUCUUUCAAAAGACUCGGUGCACAUCUCAUCGAAGCCUCAUUCUCCGACCACCAGAGCCUUGUCUCCGCCGUGAAGCAAGUCGACGUUGUUGUCUCCGCCAUGUCGGGUGUCCAUUUCCGCAGCCACAACAUCCUCGUUCAGCUUAAGCUCGUCGACGCCAUCAAAGAGGCCGGUAACAUCAAGCGUUUUUUACCAUCUGAGUUCGGAAUGGACCCACCGCGUAUGGGACAUGCGCUUCCGCCGGGAAGAGAAACGUUUGAUCAAAAGAUGGAAGUACGAAAUGCGAUUGAGGCCGCCGGAAUCCCCCAUACAUACGUCGUCGGCGCUUGUUUUGCCGGAUACUUUGUAGGAAAUUUAUCUCAAAUGUUAACUUUGGUCCCUCCAAAGAAAAAUGUAAAAAUUUAUGGGGGCGGAAAUGUUAAAGUGGUAUUCGCAGAUGAAGAUGACAUCGCAAAAUAUACAGCAAAGACGCUUAACGAUCCUCGAACGGUGGAUAAAACUGUGUAUAUUAGACCUACCGACAACAUUCUCACACAAAUGGAACUAGUUCAAAUGUGGGAGAAACUAGCCGGAAAAGAAUUGGAGAAGACCAAUGUUUCUGCGGAUGACUUUCUUGCCGACCUUGAAGAUGAGAGUAAGGGUAUACCACAUCAAGCGGGAUUAGGACACUUUUAUCACGUAUUCUACGAAGGUUGUCUCACAGAUCAUGAAGUCGAAGACGACGAAGAAGUUUCUAAACUCUACCCUGAGGUGAAGUACACUCGCAUGGAUGAAUAUUUGAAAAUAUUCGUCUAA
This is a messenger RNA of Microthlaspi erraticum, 960 nucleotides long. The record is from the annotation of a GenBank genome assembly. NCBI's taxonomy places the organism in Eukaryota, Viridiplantae, Streptophyta, Magnoliopsida, Brassicales, Brassicaceae.